Molecule: messenger RNA, 2374 nt
Organism: Labeo rohita (rohu)
Lineage: Eukaryota; Metazoa; Chordata; Actinopteri; Cypriniformes; Cyprinidae
Gene: dglucy
Product: D-glutamate cyclase
Exons: 13
Coding region: 480-2096 (538 amino acids)
Biological process (GO): glutamate metabolic process
Molecular function (GO): D-glutamate cyclase activity
Source: RefSeq, a predicted model, not a curated record
CAACAGGCUAACGUGGUGAUCUUGCACAAGGAUCUUGCUGAUGACUUUGAGGCGUUUUGUCGAGCUAACAGCAGCCCCCUACCGCUGCUGUACAGAAGCAAAUGUGGAGAAUGGAGCAGCGGCCCUCUCGCCACAGGAUCUGACAUCAGGGUGCUUGACCGUUCUUGCACGUUUACUUUGUAAAAACUGGGUUGGUACUUCUGCAGCGAUGUAGGACGAUUUAAAGUUGGAGAAGAAAACGAGAUGGGAGUUUUUCAACAUACCCUAACUGUACUGAACCAGAAUAAACAGAGUUGCAAGAGACGCAACGAUAGACAAGACGAGCGCUUGAGGUUAAAAGCUGCAUUUAAACUGCAUUUUGGAAGUUCAAACUUUGGGGCACCAUAGAAGUCCACUAUAUGGAGAAAAAUCCUGAAAUGUUUUCCUUCAAAAAACGUCAUUUCUUUACGACUGAAGAAAGAAAGACAUGAACAUCUUGGAUGACAAGGGGGGAGGACUGUCCAGAGUACUGUGUGUUUGAGAAUGGUGUGCUGAGGAAGAAGGUUGCUAGUUUAUCCUCCUACACUCCUCAACUUCAGGACAUGGUCACAUUCUACCUAGGCUGUAGUUUUGGUUUUGAAGCAGCCUUGAAGGCCGCAGGGGUUCCGGUGAGAAAUGUGGAACAGGGUAAAAAUGUCAGCAUGUACAAGACGUCAGUAGCUUGUAUUAAAGCAGGUCAGUUUCAUUGUCCAAUGGUGGUGAGCAUGAGACCUGUACCAGAAGACAAGUUGGACGCUGCAGCUCAAAGCACACAUGCGAUCUCACUGGCACAUGGAGGCCCUGUCCACAUUGGAGACCCUAAGCUGCUGGGCAUCCAUGACCUGUCACAACCAGAAUAUGGGGACCCAGUGAAGGAGUCUCCUGAUGAUGUGCCUGUGUUUUGGGCCUGUGGGGUCACUGGUGUUGAGGCUGUACAGAGCUGCAAGCCAGCUCUGGCAUUCACACACUCUCCUGGCUGCAUGUUCAUCACAGAUCAAAAGGCAGAAACUAUUUCGCCCCUCACUCUUGAGCCAGCACAGUGCCCUUUGACGUUCUGCAUUUCCCAGAAUCCUCAGCAUUACAGUAUGACUAACAAAAGAGCUGUUGAACAGAUCCGAGCAAUUGAGGAGCUUGUUGUUGAAGACCCAGGUUCAAGGGGUAUCCGGGCAUUGUUCUUGCAAGAUGAGCUUCUAAAGGCCAGUCUCUCGCUGUCCCAUUCCUCCUCUGUUCUCAUCACCACUGGUUUCCCCACACACUACAUGCACAACCCCCCUGAAGAGACUGAUGGCCCGCCCGGGGCCAUUGCCAUGGCAGCUAUGCUUCAAGCGCUCGGCAAAGAGGUGGUCAUCGUGACGGAUGAGCGCGCUUUGGAGAUGAAUCAGCACAUCAUGCGGGAUGCUGUGGAGAAAGGUGUGAUAAAGACCGCAGUGCCAGUAAUAAGCUUCCAGAGUAAUGGCCCUGACUCAGCACUUCACUUUCUGUGCCGUGAUGGAGAUCCCACUAAGCCCAGGUUUGACCACUUGGUGGCAAUAGAGCGCAGCGGCCGGGCUGCUGACGGGAACUACUACAACAUGAGGGGGGUGAACAUCAAACAUUUAGUCGACCCAAUAGACAACCUUUUCACCACUGCCAGCACUAUUGCGGGUAUCACUACCACAGGGAUCGGAGAUGGAGGUAAUGAGCUUGGUAUGGGCAAAGUCAAAGCAGCAGUUAAAGCAUACAUGCCUAAUGGAAAUCUAAUUGCGUGUGACGUGGCUGCUGAUUUUGCCAUCACAGCAGGAGUGUCCAACUGGGGUGGCUAUGCUGUUGCCUGUGCUCUUUAUGUUCUCAAUCUCUGUCCAAUACACUGGCGGUACCUCCAUAGGGGUUUGGGUCUGUCACCCACACCUGAUCAACAGAGCCUGUGGAUGGCCUGCCUGCCCACUGUAGCCAAGGAGGAAGAGAUGCUUCACAUUUUGGUGAAAUAUGGCGUCCGCAGUGGUAAAACAGCAAACCUUGGAUUGGAGGUGGAUGGACUGACCUUUCACCCUUACCAUUCUGACAUCAUACAGCGGCUUAGAAAACUCACUCUUGCCUGACGUCUUGGUGUGGCCUACAUCACAUAGCCAUGGGAACAAAGACACACAUCUGUGACCAGUGUCAGCGCUGACUCAAGCUUAUUUGCAUAUUCUCACACAUUCUCAAAGAUGAAUAUGAAUAUGAGAAUGUAAUAGAAAAAGCUGCCACUGUAACAUUUUGUUGAUUCUUUAUAAAGACAAUCUACAAAGUAGUGUUUCAUUUUUGUGUUCUCACCUUAUAAAGCAAUGUUGCUUCUCACUGAAAAAAAAAAUAAUAAUAAACUAUUGAUUUAUAGUUA